This is a messenger RNA of Brienomyrus brachyistius, 939 nucleotides long. It is a transcript of the gene atoh1b, whose product is annotated as atonal bHLH transcription factor 1b. The record is from RefSeq and is a predicted model, not a curated record. The coding region runs from base 66 to 890 and encodes 274 amino acids. NCBI's taxonomy places the organism in Eukaryota, Metazoa, Chordata, Actinopteri, Osteoglossiformes, Mormyridae. The transcript has a single exon. Gene Ontology annotation, molecular function: protein dimerization activity.
CUGGUGAGGAAUUUAAUGAUCGCUUUAUUUUGAUUGAUACCUUUUUUGUCACAGAAAAAGAAAAUAUGACAGCCGAAAAGAAAUCGAUUUUGAGCUGGCCAGAGGGAAGCAUCCACGACUGCCACAUAGACAAAUUUCAGUUUGCUGAAAUAUCAAGGUUAUCACAUAAUGAUUCUCGCAGUUGGCUGAACCCCGCUUUUCAAGCAGCGAGUGCCGUUCAUGCAUAUAUGUCACCGGAGGGCCCAGUAUCCACUGUUUACGGGCAUGGCUCUGUGGAAGUACAGAUUGAAAAUUUAAUAUCACGGAAUAAGUUAUCGGACAGUGUUGCCAUGAAUGAAAAUGACUACGAUAAACUAAAAGGGGAACUUAAGCAAACUUCUGCUCCGCAGAAGCACAGACGCGUGGCUGCAAAUGCAAGGGAGAGGAGGAGGAUGCACGGACUGAACAGGGCUUUUGACAAGCUGAGAAGUGUCAUACCCUCACUUGAAAACGAGAAGAAGUUGUCCAAGUAUGAUACUCUUCAAAUGGCACAGAUUUAUAUAACGGAAUUGUCAGAACUUUUGGAAGGUGUUGGGAAACCGGAUCGUAGAAGCUCCAGCGCAGAACACAGCAUGCUUGGAAAUCAGGGUAAGAGAGCGGAACUGCCGCCCUGUUUGCCCGACAGCGUUUUGGGCAGCAGCAUUAAGUACCCGGUGGAAUCCGCGCAGCGCCCGCUGCGGUUGUUAAGCGAGCCUCGAGAUAUUAACGCGUCUGUCGGACAUCUGAUCAUUCUGUCUACAACAAAAUCGGACUUGUCGAUCGACAACAAGAAGGUGGCAUCUUCCAACGGCAGCGACGGGGAAUCAUCGCAUUUCAGUGACUGUGAGGAUGCUAACUCGGACAGGCAUUGAGAGCUGUGGGCAAACUGGAUAGAUUCUCAAUGGGAUUUUCCGCUUUUGA